AAACUUUGUCCACUGCUACACUCAUUUAACUCAGAGUAACUCUGAUUGUAUGAGGAAAUGGCUCUAACACUUCUUCUAUCGAUGCUUUCUGCCCUCAUGGUUGCUCCUGUUGAUCAGAGAAACAUAACUGCCAAACCUGGAGAAAACGUCACUCUGCCGUGUGGCGCUGCUGAGAACCAACAAGUUCUGGUUGUAAACUGGAGCAGAACUGACCUGGGGUCAGACUAUGUUCUUCUGUACAGGGAUGAGCAGUUUGAUCCAGAACAACAGUCUGCAUCCUUUACGAACAGAGUUAACCUGAAGGCUGUGGAUCGUGGAGACCCGUCCUUGAUUCUGAGCAACGUGACGACCAGCGAUGCAGGAACGUACGAGUGCCGGGUUGCUUAUGAAGAUGGCAAUGAGAAGAGAAGAACUCUAACUCUAAUCAGCACCAUUAACCUGAAAGGGGAACCAAGGAACAAGGAUGGAGGACAGAAUGAAGAAGCAAAGGCGGAUGGAGGGAACAAGAUCUGGCAAAUAGUUGGUUGGGUUGUUGUUGUUGCUGCUGCUGCUGCUGGUGUUGCUGCUGUUGUUGUUGCUGUUUGUAAGCGCCAUAGAAGGCAGAGAUCUUUACGUCCGGAUGCUAACCCACCUGCAGAAGAACUUGAGCAUAUUACAUCUGAACUAUGAAGAUGUAAGCAUGCAUUGUUUCAACAAACACACAUGAAGGUUAAAACUGACAUCUACCUGAUUAUAUUUCCUGUUUCAUAGAAUCUUACAGUCCAUACUGAACUAAAACUAGCAUUAAAUAAACCUUAAACAUGCUCAGUUUGUGUGAAACAUUGCAUUUAAAGAAAAAUUAUUUUAUUUGUUAUUCAUUAUUAGCUAACAUCUCUUAAGAUUCUUGUAUCAAUAGGUCCGUCUGUACAUCACAACAUUUUAUAAGCAAGUCAUUGUUUUUGUAAACUUCAGAAGAAUCUUAUUAUAGGUUAAAGAAUGUUUUGACAUUGUGUUUUUGUGAAGUUGUGUACUCGAUAAUGGCCAUUAAAUUAGCCACAGAAGUUUAAAACUUGGUUUAUUUUUGUUUGAGGAAACAUGUUAAUACACAAAUAUUUAACCAUAUCUUCUUAAUUUGGUUUAUUAAUUAGCUCUUAUAGGUAAUCAUUUAUUAUUUUUUUCUACUUUACAAGUGUUUACGUUUUAUGACUAGUUUGACGUAGCAUUUCUGUGCAUCAGUUGUGUGGUAGUUAAUGGACUUUAAGAUAAUGGCAGGAGCUAGAAAAAUGUUCAUUGUUGUUUUUGUAUGAGGAUACAUGCUAAAACACAAGUAUUUUACCAUAUCUUAUUAUUUAUUUAAUAUUUAUGGUUAAUGAAUUAGUUAUUAUAAGUGAUCCUUUAUUACUUUUGUUAUCUGUAGAAGCGUUUUUUUUAGUUUUAUGAAUAGCUGGACAUAACAUUUCUGUGCAUCAGUUGACUACUGGAUAACGGCUGUUGCGCUAGCAGAAGGAGCUAGAAACCUGUCCAUUAUCAUCUCAGUGUGUAGAAACAUGGGGAAACACAGUUAUUUAGCAGCUUAUUAUUAUUUAUAAUUAGCUCUUUCCUCCACUUUGUGAUACUGAACAGCAUGUAUUGCUGUGUUUAUGUCUGAUUGGCUUAAACAGCUGACAGGAGAAACUGAAAAUCACUGGUGGCUGUUCCUCCCCUAUUUUCAGCAGUGUAAAGUUAAGCUAAAGGAGUUCAGAACAACUGUACUGUAGGACCACAGCACUAAGAUUGUAAAACACACAGCACCACCAAUGAAGUGCAGAGACUACAUUUGCUCUAAGAGCUCCUGUGCAUGCUGUCUGUGUGCACGGCCAUCUUGUUUUCAGGUAGGAACCAUGGAAACCCUUCAGAUCUUCAGAACUCUAUUUACUCAGUGUUACCAGAACUAAGCAAAGUGAGGCAGUAUUUAUUUAGUCUUUAUUAUCCUUGGCUCUGACACCAACUAAUUGAACAACUGAAAUGUGCACAAGUAUUGGUUCCUUUAACUGAAAAAGGUUUGCCUGAUCAAUAUUAAUUGUCAGAUUCACAUUUUAGCAUUAUUUCUUUUUCUGCAGUUUGUCAAAGCUGGUUUUACUUUAAUGCUUUUACUUGGAUGCAAAAUGUUGCUUUUUUCAUGAAUGGUCUUAAAUAAACAGGCCUAUCAUGAGCAGUUCAUUUUGCUUCUUUUAUCCAUUUUGCUCUCUUCUAAACGAUGCAUUUGCCUGAUACAUUUCCAUCCAUCCAUUUUCCAACACCUUGUCUCUAGAGGGGUGUGAUGGAAAAAUUACAAUAAGGUGACAUCUGCUAGUCAUGUUAUAUGAAUGAUUGUGAACUCUCACCUAAAGAACUAUUUGGGUUACAUGUAGAAGGUUGGAAGUUGUUUUCUACAGCUGCAUCAGAACCAGACUGUCUCUCCCCUUGUUGUCAAUUCUAUCUUUGGUAUAAAACUCAUGUGUUUCUCUGCCUGGCAGAGCUUUUCAUCCAAACCUGCUUCAUUACUGAUUGUCCU
Molecule: messenger RNA, 2512 nt
Organism: Xiphophorus maculatus (southern platyfish)
Lineage: Eukaryota; Metazoa; Chordata; Actinopteri; Cyprinodontiformes; Poeciliidae
Exons: 3
Coding region: 58-669 (203 amino acids)
Source: RefSeq, a predicted model, not a curated record